UUUAGUAAACUUUCGAUUGCCAGCGUGUUCGGAUCGCCCGCCCAGUAGCUCCGCCAAGUUUCAGUGUUCAGUUGGCCGUCGUCGUCGCGAUUCUUAGAAUCUUAGAACAUCACUUGAGGUGUUCUAGCGUUGAUCGCUUUGUGGACUUGUGAUCUUGUGAUCGAGAUCGUGUGACCCGUGCUGUCGGUGAGGAAGAUGAUUCCGGGUGUCCGACUGCCGUGGUUCUAACCUGUCGUGUCAGCUGGUUCGAGGUUGUCAAGAAGACACCGACAUUUCUGCGACUGUAUUGGUGCUGCGCCAGUUCGUGGGCGUUUGCGCGAUCGCGAUCAUACCCCCUCGAUCUGUCAGAGAAAAGCGGGAAGAAACGAUAGAAAGGCAACCAAAAAAACGUGCAGUUUCGGUCGGUCCUGCUCAGUGUGUGCGCCCGUGUUGUGAUUGUUGUUGCCAACUUUUUAAGUGUGUUUUGUUUUAAUCUACUUUUUUUGUUGUUUGUUUCGGUUGAGUGUGUGUUUUGGGUUUUGGCUCCGCAAAACAGCUGAGUGCGGUGGAAUUUUCUUGGCGACGAUCGCUCGCAAGGGUCGCCGCGCGUUCUUUGCACUGCCGACUUAAGGGGAAAAAUUUAAGUGACCAAGUGAUUGUAAAGCACUGCCCGCGCUAGCAAACUAUUUCCAGCCAACGAUCACCGCCCAACGAACGUCUUCCAGGCUAACCAAGCACAUAUCGGCGACAACUGCGCCCAAAAGUUUAGUUAAGCAAACACAAACAAACAAACACACACAAAAUGGCCUUAAUCAUGAAGUACAUCGACAGCAUACACCACUACAUGGACAAAUAUUCAGACCCGCGGACGCGAGAUUGGCCCCUCAUGUCAUCGCCCCUUCCCACACUAGCGUUAUGUUUAGGAUACGUCUAUUUAGUCAAAGUCGUGGGUCCAAGGCUCAUGGAGAACCGCAAACCAUUCCAGCUUAAAAACACCCUCAUAGUCUAUAACUUCGUACAAGUCGUGUUCAGUGCCUGGUUAUUCUACGAGUGUCUGAUGGGCGGAUGGUGGGGCACAUACAGCUUCCGGUGCCAGCCAGUGGACCACGGCACGACUGGCCAAGCAAUGAGAAUCGGAAUAUCCGGUUGGCUAACGGGACAUUAUAACUUCCGAUGUCAGCCAGUCGACUAUAGUAACCACCCUAAAACGUUAAGGAUGGUGCACGCCUGUUGGUGGUACUACUUCUCGAAGUUCACAGAGUUCUUCGAUACGUUCUUCUUCGUGAUGCGCAAAAAAACUAGUCAAGUGUCAACGCUGCACGUCAUUCACCACGGAUGCAUGCCCAUGUCCGUGUGGUUCGGCGUCAAGUUCACUCCCGGUGGCCACAGCACCUUCUUCGGACUGCUCAACACCUUCGUCCACAUCGUGAUGUACACGUACUACCUGUUCUCCGCCCUCGGACCCCAGUUCCAGAAGUACCUCUGGUGGAAGAAGUAUCUCACCUCCCUGCAGAUGGUCCAGUUUGUGGCCAUCAUGGUGCACGCGUUCCAGCUGCUCUUCAUCGACUGCAACUACCCGAAGGCGUUCGUCUGGUGGAUCGGAAUGCACGCCGUCAUGUUCUUCUUCCUGUUCAACGAGUUCUACCAGAACACGUACAAGGCGAACAAGGCCCGCGCCCAGGCGGCCCGUGACCGACGGGAAGCUGCCGCGGCCGCAGCCGCCCUCGCCCUUGCCAACGGCAACGGCACCACCAGCAAUGGCAGCGUGACAUCCAACGGCACGGCCAACGGAACCGCCAACGGCCACCACGGGAAGAACGGCGCGGCGGUGCACAGUAACGGCACCACGAACGGUUCCCUGCUGAACGGCGGCUCCUCCAACAAGGCCGCCGACUACUACGUUCGGGGCGAUCUCCCGGCCGAGAUCGAAAUCACGCAGCGACGCACCCAGAACCAAUAAUAGCGAAUAUAAGAGUACCUUCUUCUUCUCUUUCUUCCAACUUCAACCAAUUAGCCCAAAGUCCCGAACCUUUUCCCACCUUUUUGUAUCCUAGCCUUGACAGAAACACUUUAAACACAACAAAAACAAACAAAGCACAAACACAUUCCCACCACUCCCACCCCUCCCUUCUGUCAUCCUCCUCCCCCACCCACCUUGCACACAGUCGCUAGCGAGAGAGAGACAAAACAACCCCAAAACAAAGCGGUUUCUAUUGUUAUUAUUAUUUAAUUUAUUGUAAAACUUCUUUAUUAUUAGUACGCGCGUGUGUACAACACAAAGCAAACAAGCAACUGAAUUUGUGUUUACCUUUUUUUUCUUUUUUUGUUUGAAGCAUUUGAACCCUUUUUUUGUUUACGCACCUUUUUGAAACAAAACAAAAACAAACACAAACACAUUAAAAAAAGCUUUCCCCUUCCGAACACUAGCAAAACACACACACACAAUCACAAAUCACGCGCUAGUAAUGUUUACAAAAAAAAACAAACGCAAUAGAAAGCAGGACCGCCCUAUCGUAUUUUUCCCGAUGAGGGUUAUUUAUAUUAAAACAUAAUUAAAAAUAGUAAACAAAAAAAGCAAAACGGAACGCUCAUUGAUUGACGUUUUCGCUUCUGUUUCGUUAUUCGUUAUUCUGUUUGACAACCGAGCUUGCAUUCCAAAGCUUGCUUCGAUUGCCUUCUGCGUACAAAUAAGCUUACGGAAAGCGGGAAAAGAAAGCGAGAGAGCGUGCAAUCAAACGAGGUUAGAGAGAGAACGAGGGGAGAGGGAAACUGACAAGUACUCACUCACACCGUUCAAGCAGAACAACAGAACAAUCAACACACGUCAACACAAACACGCCGGAAACACACACAUGUUAAGAGCUGAAUGCGCAAAAAAAUGUGUUUUUAUUAAGUGAAAGCCAAAAAGUAGGAAAAGGUGAAAGCUUUUUUUCUUUGAUUACGGAAAAAAACAGUAGAAAUGUGUUACCUUUAUUUAGAGUUUUAAAUAAAGUUAGUAACUUGUUGGACGGCAACUGAAGUAAUAAAUAGAAGAAGGAAAAUACCCACACACACACACAAACAAACAAAAAAGAGAGCAUUAAAGAAGUGAGUUUGAACGCGAGCGAGAGCGUGAGCGUGAGAGGAAGAAGAAAACAAUAUUUUGUAAAUAGUUGAGCUAACCUAGCGUCCGAUAAGCGUAAGAUUAAGCAAGUGAACUAAAGAGCGAGAGUGUGUAGAGGUAAAAACAAGCAGCUGAGAGGAAAACAUCAAUCAAAAUAGAGAGGUGAAGAAAUUAUGGAAUGCUUUGCCUUACAUUUUUAUGUUUUUCGUUUUGCUCAGUUUUGUCAUCCACAUGUCUUACCCCUUCAUAGAAUAAAGUUCAUCUUCUACAACACACAAACUUCAAUACUAUUCAGGAACAGGAGUAAGGAAACAAAAACCCUUAGCAAAUAGUAUACAGUAUCUAUUAAAAACAAACAAACAAAAGCAUUCAAAUCGCUUGAAAGAGUGCGCCUGGUAGAAGGUGAGAAUGAAUGGGAAAUGCAAAUAAAAACAAACGAAAAGUUGAAAAAGUAUAACUCUAAUGUGAUUUCUUUAUUUUUUUGUAAGGAAAAUGCAAUUGCAAAGUAAUAAGGCAAAUAAAAAAAAAUGAUCAGUAAACAAAAAACCGUGUUAAACAAUCUGUACUUGCAUCGACGCUCCGUGUCAAUGUCGCAAUGAAAAAAAGAAAAAUCUAGUUUUAAAGAAUCCAAUUGAGAAAGUAAAAGUAAACGAGACAAAACAAACCAACUUGGUGUGAGCUAAUAUUUACAAACAAUAGGAACGCGAAAAAAAAUUAAACCAUCAGCAGCAUUUGGACAUUCGCGAAGAAAUACAGUAAAGUUAAAAAAUAAAACCGGAUUAGAAAGGUAAGGAAGAGAAGCACUUUAACGCGACAAAAAAAAUAUUUCAAGAAAAAAAAACUUCAAAAUAAAAAAAGGUGUGAAGCGGCUUUCUUCCAUUCCUAUAGCUAGUUAUCCGUGUACUGAGAAGCAGCUGGAGGAAAAAACUGCAAGCAGUUUUGAUGGUCGAUUUUGGCCAUUACUUGAUAGAUAUCUACUAAUUUGAUGAGCGUGGUGAAAUGAGUGAAAUAAAAAAAAUGUGCUGAAAACGUGAAA
This is a messenger RNA of Culex quinquefasciatus (southern house mosquito), 4118 nucleotides long. RefSeq names its product elongation of very long chain fatty acids protein AAEL008004. Bases 782 to 1939 code for a protein of 385 amino acids. The record is from RefSeq and is a predicted model, not a curated record. Gene Ontology annotation, molecular function: fatty acid elongase activity. The transcript has 11 exons. Lineage: Eukaryota; Metazoa; Arthropoda; Insecta; Diptera; Culicidae. Gene Ontology annotation, cellular component: endoplasmic reticulum membrane. Gene Ontology annotation, biological process: fatty acid elongation, saturated fatty acid; fatty acid elongation, polyunsaturated fatty acid; fatty acid elongation, monounsaturated fatty acid.